Molecule: messenger RNA, 3054 nt
Organism: Linum trigynum
Lineage: Eukaryota; Viridiplantae; Streptophyta; Magnoliopsida; Malpighiales; Linaceae
Source: the annotation of a GenBank genome assembly
CAGCAACAGUCCCCAAAAAAGGCGCACAAUGGUGUGGUGGUGAGUUACAGAAGAAUGGGAAGCCUUAUCCAAUUUGCUUUCCACGGCCAGUGGGGGAAUCUAGGCAAACUAAAAAAAAUCAGUGCAAGAUACAUAGUAUCAUCAUCCACAUAUAGACAGUUUUCUGUUCUACCAAAAAACAAAAAAGACAGUUUUCUGUGUGUUAUUUGUAUAAAGGUUGUAUCCAUGCGACUUUCACUGGCCCCAUCCCAUGCAACAGAUUCCAAAACUGGCGAAGGAAGGGAAGGAAGCAAGGUCAUUAUCAUCUCAUCGAUCUUACAGCUCAAACGGAACCUUGCUUUUUCUUGGCCAAGAACUUUCUACUUGUCACAUUCUGGGUCCCCUCCCCUGCCAUCUCGGUUCCUUCUCAUCCUCCAUUGUUCGAUUUGAGUUGUGCUGGGAUGUUGCGCAGAUAGAUGAAUAUGUUUUACCUCUUCGGAUAUACUAUACGACCAGGUUUGUUAGUUGGGACCUGGUGAUGAUAAUGCCUUAGCAUGUUGACUCUCCAUUUCCAGAAGCAUCAACGACUUCUGUCUUUGGUAUCUGUUCCUUUUUGCUGCCAUUGCUGCAAAACAAUAGCACAAAAUUUCAGGAGCAGGGAGUGAGUUGCCGUAUUUCAUAUUCUGUGCCUGAACAAAAAUUCAGCAAAGAAGCCUCUUUCUUAACAUGUUUGAAUGUAUCUACUCUGCUUCAAUCUCUAGGGCUGUACCUAACAGGCAAGACCUUUCUGUGAUUACAGUUCUUAAUAUGAUUUGGAAAGCAAAAUUUGGGACAUAUUCAGGCUCGUAAUUCUGACUAUUUGUAUUAUCUGCUGGUUUUGGUCGGGAAUACUAGGAUAUAUAUCCAAUAGAGCAACAAGGACAUUAGUUAUGCAUGGUCAGAUAUGCAUGCAAAGACAAAUAACAAGUCAUCUGCCUUUAUAAAGAUGAAUUGAGCUUAGACGAUCAACGUGUUAAAAAACUCCAUGCUACAACGAAUCUUGCCACACUAAAUCUCAAAAUCAAGGUUUGGUCAGUUGCCAUUAGUUGGUUAUUGGGGGCCUCCCGAAAACAUCCGGGCCGGAACAUGGCUUUCAAAUUACCGAGAAAAGCUAUUAGAAAGAAAGAAUUCGAUUGCACAGGAAUCGUUGAAAGAAAAGGGUAGCAGAUGACAGCCUUCGACCUGGAAUGGUUAAUGUCUAUUCAACAUGACUACAGCAGGAAAAGUUCUACCACAAUAAACCAGCAAUAAUGAAUUCACGGCUAUUCAACGUCUGUAGAGGAUUUCUAUGGCAAGCAACCAACAUUGAUAAAGUUCCUGGAUUAACACAGACAGAGAAAUCUAUGCCACCUUUUGGAGACUAUAAAAGCUUAUUCGCUUUAACAAUCAUCUUCAAGCCGGAUUUACCCACUACUUAGACUCUGAAGUUUUCAUAAGAGUGGCCACUAACCUACUUACUCUCCACAAUGCUUCCAAGUAGCUUAUCUCUCACUGUCAACUUAUGGUAGUCAAUAACAGAUCUUGGUAUCUUCUUAAUAUAAUAACUACCUAUUGAUAUCUGAAGCUUCAGAUGUAGCAAAAUGAAAACACCACAAACACAAAAAAUUCAAGAGGUCCUAUAGUUUAACCCGAUGAUAGUCACUAAACUAGCUAUAACAUGGAAAUUUGAGCUUUGAAAUGUUCCAGAUAUCAUAUAUGCAAAUUAAAGAAACAAACUUGGAAUUUUUUAAAAUACUUACACAUUAGGUCAUGAGGUGGAGCAAAGUCAUAAUCAUGUCUAGUCCUUCUGAUCCAGCAUAUGUAGAUCACGAAAAGAAUCCCAAGGAAUACCACAACACAAGCUAUAGCGAUACCGAUUUUGCCACCCUUGGAUAAAUGACCAUUUUCCCACACUAAGGAGCAGUCUGGUAAUGAGGGUACACCACACAAGGCUUUGUUACCUGAAAGGCUGCAAAACCAAGGUCCUCUUUCAUUCAGUAAUGAAAUGAAACAUUUUAAAUGGAACCUUUUAAGUAUCUUAAAGGUAACGAGGGUGAUACCAACAAAAAAAAUAACCUUACAAUGGAACCACGUAAUAUAUGUAUAAGGAAUAAGCUACACUAUCCAAUGGCCCAGCUGUACUACUGAUGACCCAAGUCCCAACUUGUAAAAGAUUAUGAGCAAUUAUGGGCUCUGGGAGCACCAUAGCCAAGUAGCUUUAAUGGUAAUCAUGGCAGUGAUUUUACCAUCAGCCUAGACCCUGCAUUGCUCCAUAUGAAGUCACCUCACCUCUUAGACAAUAGAUGAGAAAAAAGGACUCGAAAGUCCAUAGUUUUUUGGACAGAAACACACCGGGUAAAUAUACCACAAUAGAAUUAUGGUCUCAGUUUUUUUGACAAAUCAAUUAUGGUCUCAGUUAAUGAACACGAAAAUGCUACAAAUGGCACUUCCUUGCCUAACUGGGUCUGAUUUAGAGCUUUCCAUUGCAAAAGGAAAGUGAAUGUUUCUGACAAACCCGUAUGAAGAAUAUGGUAGAUGUAUAUACAACGGACUUCUGUAUCAACAGAGGCUAGUCAGCAAUGGACUCAAAUUUUAUAGUUGGCUAGCCUCCUGAGAUAAAUUACAUGGCUAGAAUUUAAAGGGACACUAAGACUGACAGGAAAAUAUUGCAUGGUGACCUUGUGAUCUUUCUCUUUUACAAUAAACUUUGCAGGAUGGUGCCAUAAUGUCAAAGACGGUUGAGAAAAAGAACUAACUUCAAUACAUCACAUAAUAUUACGCGACGCUUAUGAUUUGAUAGUUUCAGAAAAUAUUUCAGAAUAUUACAUAUUGUGAAACAUUGCAGAAAGAACUUACUUGAUGGAUCCACCAUGCAUACCAAUAGAAUAAAGUUCUUCUGGGACUCGCCCUUCUAAUAGGUUAUCAUUCAAUAACCUGGAAAAAGAGUUACGAGGUCAAUCCAAUAGCCAAAGGAGUAUGACAAAGUUCCAGCAAUUAAAGGUAAUCUACUGAUGACUUAACAAAGGGUAACAGAAACAGUAAAAAUCUGGCUGAGCC